AUGUUGAGACUCUUUGAUAGAGUAGUUUAGAAUAAAAAGCAAAAUUAAAAGUUCAUGACAUGGAAGGAAUUCGUUGAUGUUCUCAUUUCUGAAACACUGGUUCAUGAUAAUAUGGCAUUGACUGAAUACUUUAAAAACUACUAGAAUAGUGGCGAGUCAGAGACUCUCCAAAGAAUUAAAGGAUUAGAUCUUAACCAAAAAAGAUCAAUGUAAAACUACAUAAUUGAUGGUGAGGACAAAAUGAUGCUAGAAAUGCUCAAUGAAAACGGAGAAAUACUAAUGCCGAUAGAUAAAUGCUUGUCUCACAAUGAAAAGACAGUUUUAUAAAGAUUGACUCAAGUUGAUAAACGAACACAUAAGGAUGGAAUUUAAAAGUAACACUUUUCACAUUUUAUUAGAUAUCACUGUAGAGUAUUAUUUGCUGAAAAUUUAUAUGGAGGCUCUAUUUUAUGCCUUGACUAAAUGUGUGAUAGGAUCCUAAUGUACGACAAGCAAAUGAAGAAAUCUAGAGUAUACCUUACCAUUGAUCACAAAAUACACAAUUUUGAUGCAAUUAUCCUUGAUAUGGCCUACUCAGUCAAAGAGUAAAUGGUAUAAUAUGAUUAAAAUUUAUGUGAGAUUAUUUAGCUAGGAGUGGUGAUGAGGGAUAACUCUAUAAGUUUCUGGUCUGCUAACGAUGACUUCAAGUAUGAGCGAAAGAUUGAGUCAGAUUUGCCAAACUUUUAAUAUCAGAUUUGGUACUUGAAUUCAGUUAGAAAGUGGAUAACCACAGAUAAAACUAACUAACUGCACUUGUGGACUCCAUCUUCAGACUUUCCUUAGUCCCUUGAUUUAAAUGCCCAUAAAGAAAAGAUUAUUUAUCUUAAAGAAGUAAUGGAAAUAGAUGGUUUUAUUACUAGCUCCCUAGAUAAAACAUUUGUGGUUUGGGACUCUAGAUUACUGAAGAUGCUUUUUGGAGCUAGCUAUGAGUAAAAUAUUAGGAUAUAUGAGUUUCCAAAUAAAUUUGAAUGCAACUUGAGCAAGAUUCUAAUUGGACAUCAGACAAUGAUAACAGCCAUUGAAUUAAUAGAUGAAAGAAACAUUUUAAUAUCAAUAGAUGACUCUGCAUGCCUCAAAUGCUGGAGUCUAAAUGACAACAAAUGCGUGCAAACUUAUAGAUUUGACUACUUUAUUGAGGCUUAGGCAUUAAUUAGUAUUAACAAUGCCUAGUUUGUUAGUGUGUCAAAUAGAAUGCAUCUUUUUACUAUUCUCUCCAUUAAUUUUCAGAGGAAACUUACUGAUUAUUAAUUUGAAGAUCCCUAUUAUUUAAUCCGAGAUUUUUUAGGGGCUAAUCAUGGUAAAAAAGGUAUUCAUGUUAAUAAAGAUGAAGUGACUAAGGAAGUCAAAUUAUAAGAUUAGGUCCUCGAUGUGAUGUUUUCAGUGCUCUUGCAAAAAGUGAUAGUAGUGAAUAAGAAAGAUGUGCGCAUUUUCAACAUGUAAGAUGGUCUCUAAGAGAUGUUAAUGUCAAAGAUAAGCAAUAAUGAUUGUGAGCUGACAUUUUGCACCCUUGAGGAUAAUAUACUGGUAAUUUCUGAUGUUGAUGGCAGAUUGUACUCUAUUGAUAUAUUGAAGCAUGAGAGAUUCGAGAUUUUCCCUAAAUGCCAAUCAUAGAUAGUGACAAUCAAAAUUGAUUUAAAGAAUCAUCAAAUCAUAGUCUGCGAGGAAUAUCUAAAUAGAAUUAGAGUUUUGCAGCUUAAAGAUGAUUUCCUAGCUGUUGAUUAGUCUAAAAAGCAAAAAUAGUGUAAUAUUGUAAGAGAGUUGCUAAACUGCGUUCCUCCAGGGGAUGACCUGCUUUAAUGUUACAUCAGUCUCUAUUUAAACACCAUCCUAGUAGGAAACAAUAAUAAAUAAAGAGUGGAAGUGUGGAAUUAUGAUGGAUUACAGUGA
Messenger RNA from Stylonychia lemnae, 1926 nucleotides. NCBI's taxonomy places the organism in Eukaryota, Ciliophora, Spirotrichea, Sporadotrichida, Oxytrichidae. The record is from the annotation of a GenBank genome assembly.